AUGGGAGAGCAAGGAGAAGCGAACAUGGCUCAGAUACUUGUCAACAUUCAGGCUCAACUCACAACCUUAACAAAACGUAUGACGCGGAUGGAGCAGCCCCAACCUGCACGCAGAGGGCCUAUCCGAGGUGUGAAUGGAAAUAGAGCAAAUCCCGAAGAUGAAGACAUGCCAGACUUGGAUGAUGAUCCUCCACCAGACCCUGACCUUAAUCAGAGACCAAGGAGACAACACAACCGUGAGAGCACCCGGCGACGAAUCUGCGGCAACGGCGGCUCCGUCGAAGAGAUCGAGAUCUGGUUUGGUUUUUCUUAUAUAACCAAUUUAAUGUGUUUUUUAUAA
This is a messenger RNA of Arabis nemorensis, 339 nucleotides long. NCBI's taxonomy places the organism in Eukaryota, Viridiplantae, Streptophyta, Magnoliopsida, Brassicales, Brassicaceae. The record is from the annotation of a GenBank genome assembly.